Molecule: messenger RNA, 1190 nt
Organism: Amblyraja radiata (thorny skate)
Lineage: Eukaryota; Metazoa; Chordata; Chondrichthyes; Rajiformes; Rajidae
Product: glutathione S-transferase theta-1-like
Exons: 5
Coding region: 152-886 (244 amino acids)
Biological process (GO): glutathione metabolic process
Cellular component (GO): cytoplasm
Molecular function (GO): glutathione transferase activity
Source: RefSeq, a predicted model, not a curated record
GCUUGUGGGCAGGUGUGGGAGGGGCCUGUAUUGAGGUGUGGAACAAAGUGGUGUGGAAGGGGCUUGUGUUGAGGUGUGAAAGGGAGGUGAGGGUAGGUGUGCAACAUCUAUGUGCAGCUAACACCCCAGGAAGAGCCUCCAGGUAGCUGCCAUGGCUCUGCAGUUCUACGGUGACCUGAACUCCCAGCCCUGCCGUUCCGUCUACAUCUUCCUCAAGAAGAACAACAUUCCAUUCGAGUACAAAGAGGUGCGGCUGUUCAUGGGAGAGCAGUACUCUGAGCAAUUCCAGAAACUUAACCCCCUGAGAAAGGUGCCGGUGAUAAAGGAUGGGGACUUUGUGCUGACUGAGAGUGUGUCCAUCCUGAAGUACCUGGCCGACAAAUACCAGACGGCUGACCACUGGUUCCCGGGAGACCUGCAGCAACGAGCGCUGGUGAAUGAGUACCUCGACUGGCAGCACAGCGGCCUACGGCCCCAGGCCUCACGGGUCUUCCUGCUCAAGGGGAUGGUGCCGUUCAUCAGUGGGAGCCCGGGGCAGGCGCCCGGGACGAAGGAAGCUGUGGAUGAGCUGACCCAAAGCGUGGAGAAGUUUCAGCUGAAGUUCCUGCAGGACAAACCCUACGUGGCCGGAGCUGACGUCUCCCUGGCGGAUCUGGUUGCCAUUGUUGAGCUGAUGCAGCCCCUGGGUGGCGGGCACGACCCGCUGGAUGGCAGCGCCCCCCUCACUGCUUGGCGAGAGCGGGUGAAGAAGGCAAUUGGCAAAGAGCUGUUUGAUGAGGUUCACGGCCCUGUGUUAAACACACAGCAGAGUUUGGAAUCGAUCUCGCAGCAGCAGCCGGAGCUGCUGGAAGCCAUGAAGAAGAUGCUCCUCAAGGGGGGAAAGUAACGGGUGGGUCUGCAGACCCAGCGAGGACACACACACACACCCACACACCUGCCUGUACACACACCCACACACCUGUCCUGGCAUUGAGGAGUACAGCACAGGUAGAGGCACUUUGGCCCACAGGGUCUGUGCCAACUAUGAUGCCACAUUUAACUGUAUAACAGCCAGCACGAGGACCCGAUCCCCCAGUUAUUUGCUCGUCCCCAUAUGGAUUUUAUUGCUCUGUAUUUCUGUUUUGUCCAUUACAUUUCCCCUCUGUGUCAUUUCUCUCUGAAACAUUAGCAAUAAAUGUUUAUACCAAUCA